AUGCUCCCAACUCCAUCAACAUCGCAUGUGGCCUUCGACACAAUAUACGAGCCAGCAGAAGACAGCUAUCUCUUUCUUGAUACCCUAUCAGAUCUCGACGAGGCGUCGUGGCUAUCUGAACGGUUUAAUUCCGGAAGCUCUGGUCAGAGAAAUGGCCUUAACCCUCCCAGUGCGAAUUCUCCGUCGCCGAUAAUCCUCGAAGUCGGCACAGGAUCUGGCGUCAUCCUUGGGUUUAUUGCUGCCAACUGCAAGACAAUCCUAGGCAGAUCGGAUAUACUAACUAUAGGCACUGAUGUGAACAUGAAAGCCUGCAGUGCAACGCGGCAGACUGUUAAAGUUGCUGUGAUGGACAAACAUUCAGAGGAGAAUUAUAGAGCCUCGCCCCUUGAUGAGAACGGGGUUGAAAGUUCUACCAAUUCUAGAAGACCAAAGCCGCUACAGCCAUUGGCUGUGAUAACCGGAGAUCUAUGUUCUCCAUUCCAGCCUGGAAUCGUGGAUGUUCUACUAUUCAAUCCUCCAUAUGUACCGACACCAGACCUUCCACAUCUUCCUUCACCAUCAGAUACCGCUUCCAGCUCUACUAAAAUGUCAAAAUUCGAAAUGGAGUCUUAUCUCCUAUCUCUCACCUAUGCUGGAGGUGAAAACGGCAUGGAAACUACAAAUCGUUUAUUAGACUCGAUCCCUCAUAUCUUGAACUCCGAGCGUGGGAAUAAACCCCAUGAAAUCAUUGAUCGAAUUAAGCAGUGGGGGGACGGCUGGAAGGCCGACAUUGUAGGCAGAAGUGGCGUGAAAGCUGGCUGGGAGCGACUAGUGAUACUCAGGAUAUGGAAGGAUUGA
Molecule: messenger RNA, 837 nt
Organism: Microsporum canis CBS 113480
Lineage: Eukaryota; Fungi; Ascomycota; Eurotiomycetes; Onygenales; Arthrodermataceae
Product: N(5)-glutamine methyltransferase MTQ2
Exons: 2
Coding region: 1-837 (278 amino acids)
Biological process (GO): methylation
Cellular component (GO): eRF1 methyltransferase complex
Molecular function (GO): nucleic acid binding; protein methyltransferase activity; S-adenosylmethionine-dependent methyltransferase activity
Source: RefSeq, a predicted model, not a curated record